Asparagus officinalis (garden asparagus) is the source of this 1061-nucleotide messenger RNA. RefSeq lists its product as uncharacterized. The record is from RefSeq and is a predicted model, not a curated record. Lineage: Eukaryota; Viridiplantae; Streptophyta; Magnoliopsida; Asparagales; Asparagaceae. Gene Ontology annotation, molecular function: phosphatidic acid binding.
AUGACCAGGGGGGGCGAGUCGCCACAAGGAACCCGCGACUUCGAAAGUUACGAUCGCCAACGGCCGUACGCGGGCGGAAUACGACUCACCUCACGCCAUCGCCGCCCGAUCCCGCCCUCCGACGAGACCUGCUACCUCUCGCGUACCUCUGCCGACGGCGACGCUCGCCCGACUAGCGACGCCCUACCGAAGCCCGAGUAUGGGUCUGGGUAUGGUGGAGAGAGUGAGUAUGGAUCCGGAUAUUCGAAGCCGAAACCCGAGUAUGGAUCCGGGUAUGGUGAGGGGAGCGAGUAUGGAUCCGGGCAUUCCAAGCCAAAGCCAGAGUAUGGGUACAGUGGUGGAGAGAGCGAGUAUGGAUCUGGGUAUUCCAAGCCGAAGCCAGAGUAUGGGUACGGUGGUGGAGAGAGUGAGUAUGGGUCCGGGUACUCAAAGCCGAAGCCGGAGUAUGGAUCCGGAUAUGAUGGUGGAGAGAGUAAAUAUGGAUCUGGAUACUCAAGGCCGAAACCCGAGUAUGGGUACGGUGGGGAAGAGAGUGAGUAUAGGAAGCCAAGCUACGGGGAGGACGAUGAGGGUGGGAGGUACAGGAAGACGGAGGAGUCUGGGUAUGGAGGAGGGAGGAGCAACUAUGAGAGGCCGAGCUACGGAGGUGGAGAUGAGGAGCAGAGUGGAUAUGGUCGCAAGAAAUAUGGUGCUGAUGAUUCAGAUGAUGAGGAAAAGAAGCAGCGCCGCCGCAACGAUUCAGAUGAUGAAGAGAAGAAGCAGCGCCACCACUACCGCCGCAACUAUGAUGAAGAUUGAAUCAACUGCAGCAUGGUUGUUGGUGAUUGCUUGCUCGCUUACCCCCACUAAACAAUAUUAUUAAAUAAAGAUGGGGUUGAUUUGUGCCUUUUUAUUGUGUUUCUUGUUUUUGACGUACUUUGAUUAUGAUGCUUUCCGCUGCCGGAUGUUUAUUGUGAGAAGCUGGAACAAUAUGUGGAUUCAAGGCAGUGCUACGCCUUGACAAACAUGUACUUUGCUGGGCUUGUGGUAGUAAAAUAUUUUUAUGUGUUUUUGGUUGAGUA